GGAUACUGAAAGAUGGAGGACGAGGAUACCGGCGCCGCUAUGGACGGCAUUAUAACUCAGUUCAACACGUACGAGGACUUCCUGGACUCGCAGAUCACCUCGCUAGAUCUCUUCUAUCUGGAGGAUGAAGAACUAGCCCGUCAGCUGGUGGAGCUGGGCUACAGGGGAAGUGGUGAGGUACUAAAAAGAGAAGAGUUUGAGGCAAGAAAAGCUGCUGCAGAGGCUUCCAGGCUCUCCCAGAGAACUCAACAAAAGAUAUUGUCAAGUGCAGGAAAAGAAUUGAAUGAUAAUUUCCUGAAAGCAUUAGCCUUAAGGGAAGAGGCAAAUCGCAAUGGGAAGAUGACCUCUAUCAUCUUUAUCCGACAUAAAAAUUCACAUGGACAGGAGGUGUCUGGAUAUAUUGAUUAUUCUCUUCGUCUAAAGACAGAAGACUUUGAAGUCUAUUUUAGUGGCAAGAAAAAGCUCCUUCCAAGACCCACUGACCUAAGUUUCUAUAACUGGGAAACCCAUGUUUCAACUUCAAAUGCAAGUCCAAAUUACCAAGUGAUUGCAGAAAAUUCAUCUGGAUUACUGUUCAAAAAUAAGCGGGACAGGAAAAUACUAAACGUGGAUCCUAAGGCCUCACCAGGAGAUAAUUCAACUCGGACUCCUAUUCAAACCAGUCUAUACAUCCAAGCUGUUAUCUAUGACCACAUCACCCGAAGAAAGACUUGAACUGAAGAAAUAAACUUUGUCUUUACUUAUUAAAU
Molecule: messenger RNA, 749 nt
Organism: Bufo bufo (common toad)
Lineage: Eukaryota; Metazoa; Chordata; Amphibia; Anura; Bufonidae
Gene: CFAP299
Product: cilia and flagella associated protein 299
Exons: 6
Coding region: 13-714 (233 amino acids)
Source: RefSeq, a predicted model, not a curated record